This is a messenger RNA of Centropristis striata (black sea bass), 1315 nucleotides long. RefSeq lists its product as uncharacterized. Gene Ontology annotation, molecular function: 2 iron, 2 sulfur cluster binding. Lineage: Eukaryota; Metazoa; Chordata; Actinopteri; Perciformes; Serranidae. The transcript has 3 exons. Gene Ontology annotation, biological process: regulation of autophagy. The coding region runs from base 100 to 459 and encodes 119 amino acids. The record is from RefSeq and is a predicted model, not a curated record. Gene Ontology annotation, cellular component: intracellular membrane-bounded organelle; mitochondrial outer membrane.
CCUUGGCUGUGAGGAGUUGACUAGAGUUCAGAUAGACUCCUCGGUUGACCUUGCUGCUGCUGAGCGCUAAACACAAACAACACACCGUCCAGGGAAAACAUGACCACUCCGAGUUUAUCAGCCUUGCCUGCAUUACCCAAGCCGGGACUCGCGUUAACAAAAGAGCAUUUUGUGGUUGCGGUGCCAGUUGCAGUGGUUGCAGCUGUCGGAGGUUUCCUGGUGAGCCAUUACCUGAGUGGGAGAAGCUGUAAAAAGGGUCUGGUGAACACAUCCAUCAGCAAAGAUAGCCCCAAAGUGGUCCACAGCUUUGACAUGGAGGAUAUCGGCACCAAGGCUGUUUACUGCCGCUGCUGGAAGUCAAAGAAGUUCCCUUACUGUGAUGGAGCCCACGCCAAACACAACGACGAGACCGGAGACAACGUGGGACCGCUCAUCAUCAUGAAGAAGAAGGAGGCUUAAACCGCCCAAUCAGGGAAACCUCGCCCUCCCUUGACUUCUAAUGCACCCGGCCCCAGUUUGUCCAAUCAUUUAUAGUCAUCAUUGCAGUGUUACACUCAUGGUUACAGUAUGACACUGUUGCAGUUAAAUCAAACAGCGGAUAAUCUUCAUAGCCCAGAACAUAAACUCAGAAAUACUGACAAUGUUGUGAAUUCUGAUUCCAUACUUGCUACACGGUUUCUACUACGACUGACUUUGUAAUCAAAGGUCAUUUGAGGAUAGAUAAGGAAGGGACUUUGACAAUCAGCACAGUCAGACAGGGAGGUACGGCUGUGCAGUGGCAUUCUGACCUGCUUAAUGUGAAGUUUAGUUAAGAUUCUCACUGGACCUGAAAUACUUCGCCAUGCAGGGCUUGUACCUCCUUGUCUGCUGUCACCUGUGUCCCCUUCCUUCUCCACUCCUCUGAGUGGAGCAGGUGGUUGUAACAUAAUGAACUGGCAGCUCUUUGCCUCAGUCAGCCCAGUAUUACAUAUGAAUCCAUCAAAGGCCUUAUAUUCACAUCUCCAGCCCAUGACCCAAAGUCUGAAGGCACACAACCCAUAUGAAUGUUACAUGUUGUGAUUUUUUGCACUAAGAGCUGCUUCGUCAGAGGACAAACAAGUUUGGUUUGAUUAUUUAAUGAACUCUCCAAUCUUAACGUGUUGAAACACUAUCUGCUGUUUGUAACCAUUUACUGUCUGCUUUCUGAAGGAACUUGUAAUUACUCUGUAAAGGAUAUAUUUUGCUUUUUCAUUAGAUUUAUUUUCUACUGGCUGCGGUGUGUCUGACUUGAUUCAUUGUUCUGUACAUUGUGAAUAAAACUCAUUGACUGAUCUGA